Molecule: messenger RNA, 857 nt
Organism: Beta vulgaris subsp. vulgaris (sugar beet)
Lineage: Eukaryota; Viridiplantae; Streptophyta; Magnoliopsida; Caryophyllales; Amaranthaceae
Product: protein VASCULATURE COMPLEXITY AND CONNECTIVITY
Exons: 3
Coding region: 115-702 (195 amino acids)
Source: RefSeq, a predicted model, not a curated record
GCUGAGUAAUUAAUUAAUUCUAAACUAUGACUAAAGAAUGAGGAGUAAUAUAAAUCAGCUAAGCAGCAGCUGAGGAGGACACAAUCAAAAAUAAAGGUCAACAACAGAUCGAACAUGGGUAUGAGUAAGGCUUGGGUGUUCGUAGUGGUGGCUUUCCUUGGUGUUGCAGCUGCUGUUCUUGCUUUUGCUGCUGAGGCAAUCAAGCUUAAGGUAUCCGACAUGGAUAUAACGAGAUUCAAGUGCAGUUACCCAAGCAAUCCAGCUAACAUACUUGGAUACAUGGCCGUGGCGCUCUCGAUAAUCAAUCAAAUAGCUAUUAGUGCGGUAGUUCCAUGUUGUUGCUCCCGAGGAUGCACUGAAAAUGUUCAUACCCGUAAAGGAGUUGUGUGUCUCUCGAUUUCCUGGGUUGGUUAUAUAUUAGGAGUUACUCUCCUAUCAUAUGGUGCUAGUGUAAGUAGUCGUCAACAGAUUUUGGGUGCAACAAGAUUUUGCAUCAUUGUAAAACCUGGCAUAUUUGCCGCCGGCGGAAUUUGCGCACUUGUGGCAGGUAUCCUAGGCUUAUGCUCGUAUAACUCUUUGCCUAAGAACCAUCCACAACUUGCACCAAUUGCUGGUCAAUAUAGUCAAGAUGGCAUUGCUAUGGGAAAUCCACAUUUUUUUCCUAUGACCUCUGGAUACACGAAGCAACAACAAUAUGUCUAAACUUUGAACAAGCUGUUUAUUUGUGAACUUCCGAAUUACUACUAUGUUCUUGUAAGAAUGCUUCUAAUGGAAUUGAUAGCAUAAUUGGUGAUGUGAAAUUUGUACUAACCAUGAAUAUUGAAGUUCUUUUCGCUGUGUGAUUUUAAUUAGUUUAA